This is a messenger RNA of Sebastes umbrosus (honeycomb rockfish), 1576 nucleotides long. RefSeq lists its product as uncharacterized. The record is from RefSeq and is a predicted model, not a curated record. NCBI's taxonomy places the organism in Eukaryota, Metazoa, Chordata, Actinopteri, Perciformes, Sebastidae. The coding region runs from base 1 to 1101 and encodes 366 amino acids. The transcript is spliced from 8 exons.
AUGAAGUAUAAAGAAAAGUACUACAACAUGAAGUAUAAAGAAAAGUACUACAACAUGAAGUAUAAAGAAAACAGCAGCAGCAGCUCCACCGGGAGGAUCCGGAUCCAGAGUCCGGGACUAGGAGCAGGGAUCGGGGCUGAGUCUCCAGCAGCAGCCGGUGGCCGGUACCGGUACCGGUGCCGGUGCUCGUCAUUAUCAGGUUGUCUCUGGUGGUACCGCCUGGUACCGCCUGGUACCGUGGUACCGUGUGUUAGUGGUACCGUGGUACCGUGUGUUAGAGGUAGAGUGGUACCGUGGUACCGUGGUACCGUGGUACCGUGUGUUAGAGGUACCGUGGUACCGUGUGUUAGAGGUACCGUGGUACCGUGGUACCGUGUGUUAGAGGUAGAGAGGUACCGUGGUACCGUGGUACCGUGUGUUAGAGGUAGAGUGGUACCGUGGUACCGUGGUACCGUGGUACCGUGUGUUAGAGGUACCGUGGUACCGUGUGUUAGAGGUACCGUGGUACCGUGGUACCGUGUGUUAGAGGUACCGUGGUACCGUGUGUUAGAGGUAGAGUGGUACCGUGGUACCGUGGUACCGUGUGUUAGAGGUAGAGUGGUACCGUGGUACCGUGUGUUAGUGGUACCGUGGUACCGUGUGUUAGAGGUAGAGUGGUACCGUGGUACCGUGGUACCGUGGUACCGUGUGUUAGAGGUAGAGAGUGGUACCGUGGUACCGUGUGUUAGAGGUACCGUGGUACCGUGUGUUAGAGGUACCGUGGUACCGUGUGUUAGAGGUACCGUGGUACCGUGUGUUAGAGGUAGAGUGGUACCGUGGUACCGUGUGUUAGAGGUAGAGAGAGGUACCGUGGUACCGUGUGUUAGAGGUAGAGAGGUACCGUGGUACCGUGUGUUAGAGGUACCGUGGUACCGUGUGUUAGAGGUAGAGAGGUACCGUGGUACCGUGGUACCGUGUGUUAGAGGUAGAGUGGUACCGUGGUACCGUGUGUUAGAGGUAGAGAGAGGUACCGUGGUACCGUGUGUUAGAGGUACUGUGUUGUUUAAAGGGAGUUUGGCGAAGUGUCCUGAAGCUAAAGGUGCUAACCUGCAGAGCAGCUAGCCUCUGAAACCAGUUAGCCGGUUGAGCUCCUCAUCAGAGUCCUUCAGUGUUUAACAGCAGACUGACAAUCACACACUUCAUCAAUGUAGUCUGCUGACAGUCACCUGUUCACCUGUUCACCUGUUCACCUGUACACCUGUCUGGGCUUUAAACUGGGUUGAAUGUAGACUCAGUCUGCUUAUAUGGGGGCUAAAGUUAGGCUCUUAAUGUUGUCAGAGUGGAGGUCUGGAACCAGGUAGAACCAGGUGGGAGCCUAGAGACAGGUAGAACCAGGUGGGAGCCUAGAGACGGGUAGAACCAGGUGGGAGCCUAGAGACGGGUAGAACCAGGUGGGAGCCUAGAGACGGGUAGAACCAGGUGGGAGCCUAGAGACGGGUAGAACCAGGUAGAACCAGGUGGGAGCCUAGAGACGGGUAGAACCAGGUGGGAGCCUAGAGACGGGUAGAACCAGGUGGGAGUCUAGAGACGGGUAGAA